Hydractinia symbiolongicarpus is the source of this 585-nucleotide messenger RNA. RefSeq lists its product as uncharacterized. Lineage: Eukaryota; Metazoa; Cnidaria; Hydrozoa; Anthoathecata; Hydractiniidae. Bases 107 to 448 code for a protein of 113 amino acids. The record is from RefSeq and is a predicted model, not a curated record. The transcript has a single exon.
UGUACUGUUUAUUCAUAUUUUUUAGAAGAAAGAAAAAAAAACUUGUGGCUGUAAGAAGUGUUCACAAGAAAACUCAGGAACUUUAGGUUUAUACAAUACUAUUUAGAUGGCAUCAAAUAAUAUGCUGAGAUUAUUAAGCAGAAUAAAUCCUAUUGUGCGAUCAACCUCAUUGAGACAAACUAUUGUUCGUAAUGAUAGCAUUUUUACAAAAUACAGAGAACCGCCAAAUGGUUUUCUUUUUAAUCGAAAACCGUUAAAGCCAGGUGAGAAAAGGGAGUGGGAAGAUUGGCAGCCUAUUUGGUAUGGUGGAUGGAGUGUGGCAAUUCUUGUGCUUGUUGUUGGUGGAUAUUUUCGUCCAAAUGAUGAUCUGUUAGAUUGGGCAAGGAAGGAGGCUGAAAUUAGAAUAGCAGAGAUAGAAACAGCAGAGGCCAGUGCUGGAAAAAACUGAACUGUAUUGUACAAUGUGUAAUACAAAGUGACAUUAAAUUCACUAGUAUCACUUUUAUUUUUGCCAUAUUGAAUGUAAAUACAUACAUUUAUAUCUAAAGUUCAUUGUUAAAACUAAAACUAUUUUUAGUAAGACAA